AUGUCGGGGAAUCCAUCAGAAAACACGCGGCGACGAGAAAAUCUUUGGAAGAAUCGCGACGAUGAGAAAUUCACCGAAAAAUGCGAUGGUGAAAAAAAUACAAUAAAAAAUUCACCGGAAGAUGUGCAAGUGCGAGAUGGAAACAAGCGGCGAUCCGAAAAGAAGAAGAGGAAGAAAAAAAUUGAUAGGGAGAAAAGCGAAAAAAAAGAGAAAUUUGAUAGGGAAGAGAGAACUAGAGAGAGAGAGAAUUCAGGGAAGACGCAAUUUCGGGGACGUCUCCCCCUUUCUGGGGAGACGUUCCCUCGCCCCUAUGGGGAGACGUUUUCUGAAAACGUCUCCUCAGAGGAAAGACGCAAACAGGGGACGUCCCCGAGAAAAAAUUUCAAAAAAAACUAA
Mercurialis annua (annual mercury) is the source of this 396-nucleotide messenger RNA. RefSeq lists its product as uncharacterized. Lineage: Eukaryota; Viridiplantae; Streptophyta; Magnoliopsida; Malpighiales; Euphorbiaceae. The transcript is spliced from 2 exons. Bases 1 to 396 code for a protein of 131 amino acids. The record is from RefSeq and is a predicted model, not a curated record.